UGGUUUAGGGUACGCUUAUUUCAUUUGAUCGACGUAUGGUCUGUACUCAGUGCUACCUGUUCUCUCUCUCUCUCUCUCUCUCUGUCUCUGUGAUGGCUGCAAUCCGGUCCGUUGUAAUGGGCCAACCGAGUUUGAGUCCUAUUCCUCAGCAUCAGGUUUCAGCUCCGUAUACGACCCCUGUUCCUUUUCCGGCUCAGCCUUUGCCUCCAUUUGCAGCGCCGCCCACUUCUUCUGGCAUUCCAGAACAGUUGAUGCACAAGAACCGUUUGCAGGAAUACGCUCAAAGGUCUGCAAUUUCGCUACCAUUGUAUUGCACCACUAAUGAGGGGUCUCAACAUGCACCGCAAUUUAGGUCGACUGUGACUGUGGACGGGGAAAUUUAUACUUCUCCCAACACAUUUUCACAUCGAAAAGCAGCUGAGCAAGAUGUAGCCAAACUUGCACUCGAGAACAUAUUACAAAAGAUAAGGGAUGAAGGUUGCCCUCUCAUUCAUCAGUUGAACUUGGGGCUUGAAAGAGUUGUCAAUGAUACGGUAUUUUGCAAGUCUAUCCUUCAUGAAUUUGCUGUCAAGAUGAAUAUGGAAAUUCCUACUUAUAACACUAUUCAACCACAAGGGCUGCUUCCAGUUUUCAUAUCUUCUUUGGUUUUCAAUGGCGUAAUGUACACCGGUGAAGCUGGAAGAAACAAGAAAGAAGCUGAACAAUUGGCAGCGCGUGCCGUUAUUCUAUCGCUAUUGGGUAAUUCUGGGUCAAGAACUAUUCUUUCAGAGAUAAUUAAGUCUAAAGGAAAACUCUAUGCUGCACUGCAUAGGGUGAAGAGCCCAUGCUCUGGACAUAUUAACAUUCUACACCAGGGGGUAAGCAUAGGACAAAUCAACUCCGAAUCCCAAGGAAUAAGCAUAGAUAAAGUUUCUGGGGCAAUCAGUGAAGAUAGAAAUGUUGAAGUGGCUCUUGCUGCCAAUAGCGCAUCAGAAGGUGCAAAUCCAGGGUAUUCCUUGGGAAUGCCUCUGGUGCAUCAGGAACUCAGCAUUGAUCAAGAUGUUGAAGUGACUGUUGACAACAGUGCAAGAAGAGGUGCAAAUCCAGGGUCUUCCUCAGGAAUGCCUCCAUUUCGCCAUGAAUUCAAAUUACCAAAACCGGAGCCAUCAUCUGAACCAAUCAAUAUAGAACUGUCAUCUAAGGCUGUCAAUCUUCCAAUUGCAUUUGUACCUCCUAUGUUGCAACAGCCUCUGGGUGUAGGUCCAAGUUCAGGAAGAAAGCGUAGGAAGAAUAAGAAAAAAGCUAACAAGAAACUGCGUCUUGACACUCAGAUGCCGAUUGCUACCUUGCCGGUGAAUCAAGCCCCAUCGUGUUCAGUAGCCCAGUAGACGAAAUAACUUGUGUCUUACUGUGUAUGUAUUUAGUUUGGGGUGAUAAAAGGCCUUCAUAUUGGAUUUGUUGGACAUUUUUUGCACUCCUAGUUAGAUCUUUUAUUUGGAUCCUUUAUUUGGAUCUGUUUAACUUCUUUGCUACCUUGUCAGUGUUGUCGCAUCAAGUGGCUCUUAUAAGUCCUCAACAGAACUCUGACUUGAGUUUACAGUCUUCCAGUGUUUAAGCCUUAUUUAUUUGUUCAA
Juglans microcarpa x Juglans regia is the source of this 1613-nucleotide messenger RNA. RefSeq lists its product as uncharacterized. The record is from RefSeq and is a predicted model, not a curated record. Gene Ontology annotation, biological process: regulation of gene expression; rRNA processing. The transcript is spliced from 6 exons. Gene Ontology annotation, cellular component: nucleus. NCBI's taxonomy places the organism in Eukaryota, Viridiplantae, Streptophyta, Magnoliopsida, Fagales, Juglandaceae. Gene Ontology annotation, molecular function: double-stranded RNA binding; ribonuclease III activity. The coding region runs from base 36 to 1367 and encodes 443 amino acids.